UGAAGAAAUGGGUAGAGAAAUUGUUCGGCAAGAAUCAAUUAAUAAUCCUGGUGAACGUAGUCAUUUGUGGGAUCAUGAAGAUAUAUUUUCAGUAUUGAAGAAUAAUACGGGAACUAGAGCAAUUCGAAGCAUAUGCUUGGAUAUGUCUAAAGUAGAAGAGUUGCAUUUAAAUCCUGAAGCUUUUAACAACAUGCAAAACCUACAAUUCUUGAAAUUUUAUAGGUCUGAACAUGGAAAGAAGGUGUCUGAAUCUGAUUCCUUUGCAUUGCACCGUAUCUUGAGAUGGUUGAAAAGAGAAAACUCCAAUGAUGGAAAGGUGCAUGGUUUUGAGAAACUUAAGUUUGAUUUCUAUGAGAUAAGACACUUUUGCUUUCAUGGAUAUCCUGCCAAAUCAUUGCCACCAAAUUUUAAUCCAAAGAACCUUGUUGCACUUUACAUGCCUAAUAGCAAAGUUAACAAUCUUUGGACUGGUAACCAGGUAUUUGUUAACUUUUAUAUUGCUUUUUUUUUUUGUAUGCUUUAAAUUGUAAUUUUUUGUAAAUUAGUUA
Messenger RNA from Mangifera indica (mango), 548 nucleotides. Its product is annotated as disease resistance protein RPS6-like. The transcript is spliced from 2 exons. Lineage: Eukaryota; Viridiplantae; Streptophyta; Magnoliopsida; Sapindales; Anacardiaceae. The record is from RefSeq and is a predicted model, not a curated record. Gene Ontology annotation, biological process: defense response. The coding region runs from base 8 to 523 and encodes 171 amino acids.